Molecule: messenger RNA, 2672 nt
Organism: Bactrocera dorsalis (oriental fruit fly)
Lineage: Eukaryota; Metazoa; Arthropoda; Insecta; Diptera; Tephritidae
Gene: pippin
Product: facilitated trehalose transporter Tret1-2 homolog
Exons: 5
Coding region: 471-2213 (580 amino acids)
Biological process (GO): transmembrane transport; carbohydrate transport
Cellular component (GO): membrane
Molecular function (GO): sugar transmembrane transporter activity
Source: RefSeq, a predicted model, not a curated record
CAGUUUUAUAGCAGUACGCGGCUGUUAAACGUGUAGAGUUGAUUUGUGUAGCGUUAAAUAGCGCACGCACAAAAAAACAACAUAUUUUCAAAAAAGAAGUAAUUCAAAUUGUAUUGUGAAUGCAAUAGAAAGUGCAAGUGUUUGAGCAAAAUUUUUGACAAAUUUAUUUUCUGCUUACAAGUUUCAACCAAAGGUCACAGUGUUAAUGGUUGAAGACGCGUAACUUCAGCGCAAGUGUGUGAAAUCCGCUCAAUAAAUUCAAAUUAUUUGCGUGAGUGUGAGAAAAUAUUCGCUUUUUUGUCAAUACUUUCUGGCAAUGUGCAAAAACCGGGGGUGAUUUGUCAUAAUUCUAACGUAAUUCCCGAUUCGCUACGCUAAAUUUUUAUCAACAGCUGAUAGUAGCAUUAUUUUUGCACAACAAACCAGAAAGACGCCCAGACACAAAGAAAGCACAAAUAAAAUACGCCAAAAUGCCGAAUGAAAGAGAACGGCUUGAGGAGCACAGUAAAUUUGUGCCUCACACACAUAAAUAUGAGAUUGUAUCGUCGAGCGAUAAGGCACAUCAACAGACGCAAAAUUAUCAGCAUCAGCACCAACAAGCCUUGCUACAACUACAGCAACAUAAUCAUAUCAAUCUUCAUCAUCAUAAUGCCCACAAUCAUCAUUUACAACAACAUUAUCCGCAGCCACGUCGCCGCUCGCGGCUCUCAUCGAUCGCUUCAUAUCUGUCAGCGGUGCCGGAUGAGAAGGCGGCCGUUCGUGGUGUCUUCCAUCAGAUUCUCUCCACCUGCGCUGUGCUGGUGCUCUCCGCCGCCUGUGGCAUGCCCAUCGGCUACUCAGCCGUCAUUUUGCCACAAUUAUCGGAUGUUAACUCGACCACAGCGGAGAUUGCCAUUGACGUUGAAAUGGGGUCGUGGAUUGCAAGCGUUCACAGUUUGGCAACACCUGUUGGCUCAUUAAUUUCGGGUUCUUUGGCUGAUUAUCUUGGUCGACGCUCCACAUUGCUGAUUUCGGUCGUUCCACUAUGCAUGGGUUGGUGUACACUGGCGUUGACUCAGUCCUUUGGCGUCAUCAUUCUUGGCCGUGUACUUUGUGGUUUCUCUACGGGAUUGCUCGGUGGACCGGGUCAGGUUUACAUCGCGGAAACCGCCGAACCAAACUUACGCGGUAUUCUCAUUGGAGCACCAUAUGUUUCCUACUCACUUGGUAUACUCAUCGUCUACUCAUUAGGCUCCGCGCUGCAUUGGCGUAAUGUGGCUUGGUGUGCAUGCAUAUUGCCACUUUGUGCAGCCGUUGCCAUCUUCUUGAUACCCGAAACACCCGCUUGGCUACUGCGUAACAAUAAGCAGGCCAAGGCGCAGAAAGCGCUAACCUUCUUGCGCGGCAGUGAGAUAAUCGCACGCAAGGAGAUCAAUGACAUGACCGAACGUUUAAGUAAAGAACGUGCCACCACGCGCACCAACGAGAACAUCUUCCAGCUUUGCACCGAACGUUGUGCUAUGAAGCCGCUUUUCAUUGUAAUCGUAUUUUCAAUACUGCAAAUGAUGUCCGGUUCGUUCAUUGUCAUCUUUUACGCAGUUGAUAUUAUUGCCGAUUUCGGCGCCGAUGUCGAUACUAAAUCCGCUGCCAUUUGGACAGCGGUGGUGCGCAUGCUCUGCUCACUCACGUUCUGUGUGAUUUUACUAUUCGUGCGUCGUCGUCGUAUAUUGACAAUUUCCAGUAUUGGUUCGGGUCUCAGUUGUCUGAUAUUGAGCAUAUAUAUGUAUGCACGUCUCGGUUUGCCGAAGAACAAUACGGAUGCGCUCGUCGCAGCCGGUUGUCUCUUCGCUUACAUUGCCUUCAACACAGCGAUUAUGGUGUUGCCGGGCAUUAUGAUUGGCGAACUCUUCCCAGCGCGUAUACGAGGCCGUACAGCGGGCGGGGUAUUUGCCGCAAUGAAUGUCAGUCUCUUUGCAUUAACCAAAAUCUUUCCGAUGGUGCAGUCGAUCAUAAAAAUGCGUGGUGUUUUUAUGGUUUUCGCAUUGUCCAGUUUUAUGGUAACCAUUUUCAUGGGUCUCUUCCAACCGGAGACGAAAGGACGUUCAUUGGAUCAAAUUGAGGACUAUUUCAAUGAGAAUAAUUGGUUAUGGUUCAAGCGUGACAAGAGAUACAAGGAGGUGGCAUUAAACGAGAAGGCCGAGAAGGCUGCACUGAGAGCGGAAGUUAAGGCCUAAGCCGUAAGACUUCAGACGCAUAUAACCUAAAAGCCAAAUUAUAUAGAGUUAAACUUAGUUGUAUUAUAUAAUAGUAUACAUACGUAUAAGAAUAGAAUGAACGUAGUAUAUUUUUAAAAGCUCAUAAAGACCAACGAAUUUCAGCAUUCAUGUGAUUUAAUAAAGAGUUAUUCCAGUGAUUACAAUGUGAUCAGACUUUGCAAUAAAUAAUUAUUUGAAAAUUCUACAAAUCGUAAAACCGAUUUGCAUUUUAAAUAAUGGUUUCCAAAUUAAUACUAAAAUUAACUCAAACUAAGUUAGUUACUAAGUCACUCAAUUACCUCGUAAAACUUGCUUUAUAUUUAGCUUUAACAUAUUAAUACUUCUUAAUGUUCUCUACGUACUUCUUUAGCUAUAACAACUUUUGAGAAAAAAAUGUAUAUAAUUAGAUUUUUAUUAAAUGCAUAUAAUAAAAUAUAA